AUGGCUUCCACACAAGAUCAAGGUCAGGUCAGGGUCACUGUACAUUGCCAGGACAACUUCGCAUUUAAGGCAGAUACAGAUUCAACCCCUGAUGACAGAAAGGCAACUCCUACAGAUCAGGGGCACGUAAAUGAGGCUCUAGAGGACGAUGACAUUCUCUCCCCCCAUAAAAUUGAUCUGACAGAGCUCAAUAUGGAAAGUGAUGAAAUAAAAACAGUAAAUGCCAUAUUGGACCCAAGUCCUCAUAACUCCGAAAACUUGGAGACAAGACAUUAUAAGCAGAAUAUUGCUGGGUUUAACAACAUCAGCCCCAGGGCGGCUAAAUACCGGGAGGGUACCAAAGCGAAGCUCAACAAAAUGAUCACUGUCCCAGGAGGAUCCACAUGGGGACCGCAAAGCUCUCGGUCCAAACCUUCAGGGCCUGUCUCUCCCAAGGGAACCCUAAAGGGAUUACCAGAUAACUUAGGAACAAAGAAUCUCAGUGGUACCGUCAGAAGCCACCAUUCUCUGGGCGCCAACACGGUCUUUAGUCAACAAAGCAUCCACAGUAGUAUCCCAAUGCAUGUACGACGACCGGUCAAAGGUCACAUCAAGGGGUACCCAAGUGGGACACUGAGCAGAGAAUCAGUGGCAUUCCGACGAAAUCAUCAAGCCAAAGAACAUCUUGUGACCAGGUUUGACAUAGAACUGGAUAAGCACGAGAGACAUCGAUACUACCCUGGCGAGGAAAUCUCCGGGAAAAUUAUGUUUGACAUUCGAGGCAAACUAGAAAUCCGAUUUAUUGAGUUUCUGAUCACGGGACAUUCGUCUGUAACACUAUCUAGAGGUGCACAUUCAGGUAACACCAAGACAUUUCGCGAUGUUUUUCUUAGCAAGCGUAAUUAUAUAGUAGGCACACCAGAUGGAAAAUGGACAAGCAUGGUCACUCCCGGUCACUAUGUGUCCAAGUUCAAAUUCCUCCUGCCUAGUAACAUUCCAUCGUCAAUGAAAUACAAAGAUGAACUCAAUGGUUUUGGGGCCGAAAUUGUGUACAAUGUGAAAGCUAGAAUCUGUGACGACAUUGGAUCUUCUUCUGCCAGAAGUACCCAUUCAUUGAACAACUUAGUGAAAAUCAUCCUCUCUCGAAGAAAUUCAUUUGUGGUGAGGAGAAGAUUUGAUAUUCACUCCAUUCCUAAUGCACUUCUGCCCGUGAUCCAUCAGGAAGAUGUCACCCUAUCAUCCUGUUCCCUUUUCUCCAGUGAUAUCGCAAACAUAAACUUGUGUCUAGACCGAUCCUGCUUCUUAGCUGGGGAUGACAUUCAGGUCAGACUGGAAAUCGAAAAUCAGUACGCAAAACGCAUCAAAAUGAUCGAAGGUCACUUACAACAAAAUGUUACAUUGAUGAAACCAAAGUCCCAUUUCUCCUUUAAUUUAUCAACGUUUGCAGAAAAAGAACCUAAAGGCACUGUGAUAACCCACAAACUACAACACACACUGUCCUGUUUUGACUUUACAUUGCCGACUCGUUUAAACAUUUUACCGAGUAUAAACCCUGGCUGUAGGCUUGUUCAUGUUUCAUACUCUCUUCGUAUUGUGGUCCAUUUUUCCUCCUGCGGAGGCCAGCUACUGCUGGAGGUGCCUGUCCACAUCGGUCCGUGUUCUGAUCCAAUCAACCUGGAGAAAAGGAACUCUGUCCCCGUGUUUAACCGUCCCAAACGUUUCCCCCAUUUCUCUCCCCAUCCAAAUGGGAACAUACAAAAUGGCCAUACGAGGACACAUCAGAAGCCACAGUCCCCCGUUUACACCAAGUUCUCUCAUAAUGCCCCCUCCCUGUUCUGUUGUUCUGCAGACACCGCUUUGUGAUCCUGUCCCCCAGUGCAAACCCUAUCCCCACCACCCUCCUUCCAAUGCCAUGGUUGCAAUCUGAGAAUUCUUUGUAUGGAAGAUAAUCAGGGUUUUGUAAUCUGCAUCAUAAUCUUGGAUGGACAGGAAAUGCCAAUACAAGACAAUUCUAAAAAUAAAAGUUGGAUCUAAUAUUCAUGGGUAGUUCUGGUUGAAAAACCAAAAGUGCAGUCUAGAUAUUAAAACACUGGAAUUAUUUCAUACAGAAUUCGCAACCUUUGAGGAACCUUUCUUAAAUACAAGCUAUAUAGCUAAAUUGCAAACUUCUUACAGCCUUGAAAACUUCAACACAAUUAAAAGCCACUAGUGUCACAGGCUCUUACAAUGAAAUUUUUUAAUUUGAAUUAGGUGGGAUUUUUUUUUAAAUGUAUACCUGUCACUUUCAAAUAUGUGCAUGGUUUUUAAAAGAUUUUUAAAUGAGUAAACUUGGAAAAUGUAGAACCUCAUUAUAUACUUAUAUGGAUACAAACAUUCCAAAAACUUCUGACAGCUUUAGAAUAUAUUUCUUUUCAACAUUUUGCAUGUUUUCAUUUCUAGAGUAGAAGCAACUAAAUUAUCCAAACACUAAUUCCCUUAUCCAGACCAGUUUGCCUGGAACCAAAAUUCCAGAUUUUAAUACAUUUAACGCAUAAAUAUUUAAUACAUGUACAUGGAUGUGACCGCCUUAAAACUCGAGAAAAUAAAACAAAUGGUUUGUUUGUGAGACUGAGAAAAACUUAAAAUAAAAAAUAAAUCUGAAAGAUAUUAUCUCUAACAAUUUUGAUACCAAUCAAUAGAACUAAAACUGAUGAUGUUGACACAUAAGGCCAUUUUGUUUUUGCAAUCUCCGUAUGAAUACUGCAGCACUUGUGUACAAAUGCUGGAGGCUUAUUAUUAAAGAAGGAAAUAUAAAUGUGCAUUAAUUAUUGAAAUUUUAUUGUAUGGCCAUUUUUACUAUAUUUUGUACAUCCAUAGUAGACUUGUAAAUAUCCUGUGUAUCUGAUGUGCAUAUUUUAAUUUGAAUGUAGAGAGAUGGGUCAUGGUUAAUUAUGUAUUAUGAUAAGGCUUUUGAAGUGAUGCAUUAUUGAUCAUUCUUUAUACCUGGUGUGAUUUAAUAUAGUGCACAUCUUUUGCAUAAAGUAUGCUUCAUAUUUACUGUAUUCAGAGAAUGUAAUUAACCAAUAACUAAUUAGUUGUCUAGAUUUCUGUCUGUAAUUUUUUCUGGAGACGCAGCAUUAAUGUUCAUUUUCUGAUAUUGAUUCCAACGGGGGAAAAAAAAAUCUUCAUGCUGUCCUAUUUAUGUACAUUAAAGACAAAGAAAGGGAGGAUUCAGGAUUGGUCGCACUGCAUUAUUGAUGUAUUCGCCUGAAUUAUGGAUCUUAAAUGGGAGCAGUGAAUAUGCUAAUGAAACCAACUUUCAUCUUUUUUUUUUUUAAGAUGGAAUAAUACUUUGUCAUAAUGGCUGACUUUCUUUCAAAAUACGAAUGAAGAAAUAAGUCUCUUAACUUUAAAAUUAUGGUACCUAGCCAGUUAUAUCAGUGUAUGAACACAACAGUCUUUUUCGGAAACAGCUUCCUACUAUAACUGCAUUUUUCACAAAAUGGAGUAAAUUUUAAAAGUUUCUAUUUAAAAAAAAAUGUACAUGUUCUCCAUUUGCCCUAUGUGUUAUACUGCCUUCAUAAACACCACUGUUCAUGGAUCCUCCACGGUAAUUUGCAAUUUCAAAGUACAUGUAGUUGUAACCAUGGUAGCUGAAGAGGAAGUUCAAACUAAAGCUCUCAAUAGUUUUCAAUGAAGGAAACAACAGUAACCAGAUGUACACUUAUCUUACAACAAUGUAGAUUUUUAAAAUUACAUUCUCUUUUAAGGUACGUCAUCGUGGGCCGAAAUGUAUGCUCAGACUCUCCCUGAGAGUCCGAGUCUCCCUGAGAGGAGCGUACAUUUCAGCCGUGGCUUGCGAGGAUGUUUUAAGAUUUGUUUUCUUAUGAACUACAUAUUAAUUGUAUUUAUAAAUGAACUUUAUAGCAGUGGAAAUUAUAUUUUCCAAUAUUACAACAUUUGAAAUUUAUGUAUUUUGUAUGUUUUUGCCAUAUCCACAUGCAACAUCACUAUAUCGUAAAUUAUGCAAUGCCUGGAAUGUACAAGUAUAUUUUUCUUCAAUAAAUCAAUAAAAUUACA
Messenger RNA from Ostrea edulis (European flat oyster), 4038 nucleotides. RefSeq lists its product as uncharacterized. The coding region runs from base 1 to 1842 and encodes 613 amino acids. The record is from RefSeq and is a predicted model, not a curated record. Lineage: Eukaryota; Metazoa; Mollusca; Bivalvia; Ostreida; Ostreidae. The transcript has 2 exons.